AUGAGCAUAUCGAAACGAGAGCAAAUUGAGCGGCUGGAGAUGGCUCCGGCGCUUAAACAGCUUAUGGAUACCAUUGUCAACACCCCCACUAACCAAUUGGUGCCGGUGUUGGCGCUGAACAUGCGCUGGGAGCGCCCCGAGGGCGACCUUCUCCAGUGGGUCCCGGUGCUUAACCGGUUUGACGAGGUGUUGGAGGCAAUCACGACCCGCUACGGGCUUGAUGAGACCUAUCCUCGCCUCCAGGUGUUUUCUCCAGAGGAUGAAGCGGUGGCCUCGGCCGUGUUACAAUACACCUUCCUCAUCCUCGACCACUGCCUCGACCGCCAGCUCUACAAUUCUGGCGAACGCAUCUACGCCCUCUUGCAAACACCCACGGUGCUGGUGCGGUUAUACGCCACCCAGGUAGCGGUGCUCUUGGGCGAACGCUACGCCCGCACCUCCCACGCCAAGUUCGCCGCCCCGAAACCGGCUCGCCACACCGUCCUCGACCUCAGUCUCAGUUACCCGCCCCAGUUGCCCAGCAAAUACGCCCAGCAGGUGACGAAAAUGCCCAACAGCGACGCGCAACCGACGAUUCUCAACGAUACUUACGCCUAUAUCGAUACCUUGAAUCCCGCCAAAAACUACCCUAAGGAGUGGAAACGCCUUCAUUAUGAGUACUACUACGAAGCCGAAAACGAUGACACCACAAAAACUACCAGCAAAAAGCCCCGCGAAGGCCUCACUCAGUUUACCCUUAGCGAACAGGAAGUGCACCAGUUAUCUUACCAACAGAUUCUCGAUCGGGCGCUGGAGGCGGUGCCCCCAGCCCACUGGCCUACUGUACUGCUAGCUGCUGCUACUGCUAAAGCGUUUAAUCUGAACCUGUACGAAGCGCUUGACUUACGCGCCCAACUCCUAGCCACUAAAGCCUAUGGAGUGGCAUUUCUCACUAACGCUUGUCUGAAUCAGUUUGUUGCUAGCAAGUUGUUUGAAGCUGAGGUACUGAUAUUCAAAUUCUUCACCGACUUGGUUGCUCCCGAGAACCGGGCGCCUCCCCUUGUAUCGUUGCUGGCGAUGAAGGCAUUUCAAUGCAUUUCCGGGAAACGGAUGUGGGCGCUGGAUCUUGUGCGGAGCAUGGGCGGCAGUGUUUCCCACGGCGUCCUCUUUGAAAUCAUUCGGUGGUUUCAUCAUAAUGUCGUCAAUAAUCUUGAGUACUGCGAGGAGAUGGCCGUUCUCUUCUUUAACGUUGUCGGCAACUUGAUUCGCACCAAGGCGAGCGUACUGAGACUUGCUCUGGGCGGGUUACUUGCGGAGUUGAUGGGGUUUCUUCGCUUAUGCACCCAGGAAGUCACCCACCACCACCGCACGGUGCUGGCCGCCAUCUAUCUUUUGGUGCUUUUCCUCGAAAGCUGUCCCGACGAGUUGGACGAGUUUGUCAAUCAACACGGGUUUGGCUUGCUUAUCGAUGCAGUGUCGUUCCAGACUCAGUACGCUCUUGACCAUCCGCAAGGACCACCGACUGACGCUGUGGUUACCUAUACUUUAGGGUUCCGCCAGGCCGAGCUUCUAGAGAUGCUUUUUGGCCUUGCACGCCAACUCAUUCAGCUUGAUAUCGGUGAUCGUCUCCGCAACUUGUUUGACCUGCCAUUACUUAAUAAUUUCAACCAAGUCUUACGUCAUCCAAAGAUAUUUGGCGCUUCCCUUGUGGCAACCACAAUUGAUCUGGUUUACUAUAUCAUUCAUAAUGAGCCCACUGCAUAUUCUAUCUUGAACGAAGCCGGGGUGAUUGAGGCUAUCGUCGCUAACUAUGGAGAUCUAUUCAUGCCUGACGAGGAAGUCGUUUCCGCGUUGACAAAUAUCUUCCUGGCAAUUUGUUUGAAUAAGGAAGGGCUCAAAAUGGUGGUUGAUCGCAACCUUGUGGGCGUCUACUUUGAGCAGUUUAUGCGGCUCGAUGUGGCGGCAGCAGUGCUUCGAGAACUGGCCAGUCACGCCGUGGUCCUGCUAGGGUGUGCCUUUGAUGAAUUAGGCAGGCACCACCCCGAGCUUAAGCCUGAGAUUGUGAAACAGGUGGCGAAGCUAGUUGAGAAACUCCCUAAAUUCGUUGACGAACGUCUCCAAGGUAUCGAAUACUGUGCAUCAGAUGAAGGAGAAGUACACUCGUGGAGUAAUACACCGUGGACUUACGUACUUGAUUUUGCUUUAAGCUUCCUUGGUGGAACAAUGGAGGGUACCGGCUGGGCACUGGAGCUUCGCACGGCUAUCCCGUUUGAAAACUGGCUCAACUUCCUCACUAUUCGCCAUGUGCCUUACGAUUUCUGUCGUCUGGAAGGUGUGCUGACGUGGAUGGGUUUCCUCAAAAGUCUUGAUGAAGGUGAUCGUAAUUAUGCCUUACCUCACAUUAUCAGUGAGAUCUCGCGAAGGCUUCAGCUGGACACGCUACAACGAUUCUUGACCUGGAACCUGAAGUCUGAUCUGUUUUUCAAUUCAUUGGCACCGGAAGAAGCCACUCUCCACUUGCAGGAUAUCAUGACGGUGGCCAACUUGCUUUUUGCCAUUCUGGAAAACUUCAUCCAUCCCAGCAUCGCUGGCUUUGAACGAGUGGCCCAAGUGGCAGCGAUUUUUGACCACGAAUACCCCAACUUGAUUGGCCUCAUGGGACAGUUCUUCCUGAGAGUAGUGCUUGAGGAGACGUUGUGGAGACAGCUGUUGAGUCCCAGUGACAUGGAAAACCUGACGCCGGCGUCUGAUCUUGCCACCUACCCGAUGCUUGUGUGGGUGCUAGCUCCCGGGUGCGACCCGCUGAACCAGAAACCCGCUGACUUGACCAACAAGUCCGCGGUGUUCAAGAAUGCUCUUCAAAUUCGCCACCUUAUGGUGCUGGUAGCGCUGCUGAUUGCCCCGAUAUUUUCUGGUCUCACUUUGCUUCCCAUGAUGAGACGUAAUGAUUUCAAGCAUGCUGAUACGCGUCGGUCAACGGUGGCAGUUACGAUCAAACUUGCCCACGCCUUGUGUGGAUUAUUUAUUGACCCUACUGAGUUUGCCGACCCGCAGAUGUACUAUGGGUAUACCCUCUAUGCCAGUAACAUGCUAUUCGAAUGUGUCUACCACAAAACUCGCGUGGAACUGAACGUGCAGCCACUGAUCAUGCUUGCUCUCGCUGAAGCUAACGCGAUGAAAUACGUAUGUGACCAUUUACAAUACUUAUGGCAAGGUCUUUUGGUUCAGGACGAUGCACCGUUAGCUCGUGCUGCUGCCUCCCAAAGAGGUUAUGCCACUGCCGAACCAGCACUGCUUGUCGUCCAUGCUCUACACCAGUUGCUUCUGUUUGUCACUCGUACUCUGCUGGAACUGACGUGGGCGUCAUUACCCGUCCCUCGAUUCUACUACCCAUCUUUGGGGCGUGAUGAUGAGUGGCUUCCAGUGGAGGCAGCGGCGUGGGCAGUGAGGGACGCUGGUCUUUGUGCAUUAGAGAGAAUGCUGGCGGCGGUCAAUGAAGCCAACGCCGACCGCGUGGCUCCUGAAGUAGCUCGGUGGGUGGUCGAUAUGGCUAGCCAUUGUUAUGACGGCAGUCACGAUAAGAGUGAACCACCCAAACUGAUUCCGCUGUUUUGCGCUGACAACGUCAGCCCUCCGCCUGAUCAGUACGCUUAUCUUGAAAGGUUUGGUCUUGAGCGAGAUGCUAUUCUUCAAUUCUACGCUCUGGGCCACGAUUUGUACCACUACAAUCCGGUCAACUGGCCAGAAAUGCCUACGCCACAAUCACCUGACCAGUGGCGCGCAGUACGUGAAAAUUUCGAGCAAAACAAGCCACGUUUCGCCCCUAUCGUCGUCGAAUAUAACCGCGAUGAGAUGCAACACCGCCUUAAGCAGUGGUCGCUGAAGUUCUUUGACUUUGUUGCUCAGUUUGUCACCCUUUUUGACGGUGUUACCGAUAAAAUUGUUGAAUGGUGUGCCACUUGUACUCCUGACUGCGGUAUCGUUCUCGCCGAGAAAUACUUGUUCACUCAGGUGGGCACUCCUCGUCAACGCGCCCGUAUUCUUUGUGUGGUGUGUGGCCUUUUGGUGAAAGGAGGUGAGACUCAAGAGUCUGCUGAAAAGCUUUUCCAGUCGCUUAUGGAGGAGCUUUAUCUGGUUUUGAAUAACCAGGAGACGUCGGCAACGCUGAUCCCCGAAGCCGAUUCUCCCUUGGUGCCGCUACUCAGAUUGCUUGAACGAGCACUUGUGUGGAACCGCAUUCCUGAUCUGGCUUUGCAGCAAAAGUUACUGGCUGACCUCACCAAGAUAACUUACUUGAAGAUGUCCAGGGACGACGAACGCCGCUUAGUACAACCGAUGCUUCAUCUUAAGGACUUUGCCAAUGUCGUUCAAGCGCUUGCUGUUUGUCGUGUGGCAUUAGUCUAUGCGCUUGACCCUGCCCACCGGGACGACAUUGCCAACCUGACUCUACUUGGUGAGGUGAUGAAGGUGGUCUCGCAAACCACCUCGCAACCGUUAAAGACGGACCAAGCCGAGAUCGAUGAGCUAAAGAAACUGGUGAUUAUUCUUUUGCGUACGGUGUUUGAACUGUCUUCAGUGUUGCGCCACCUAUUCGCUCUGGACUUGCCUCAGGUACUUUUCCACGGCGUAUUACGCCCUCGUCGUGAAUUGCAAACGCUUUUGCUCCAAACACUGCUGUUGGUGCUUCGUGAGCCUCUGACUUAUAUUAGUUGUAUCAGCGAUGAGGUGAGACUAGAGGACUAUUCCGGUGGUUCUCUUGAUCCUGAAGGCAAAAUGAUGGUAACGAAAACUCCCAGUGAGGAUAAACCCCCGGCAAGAGCUGAAGAUGGCAAGAUUCCCGACUCUGAAUACAGGUCCACCGGUAUCGUUGCUCUUAUUCUUGAUCAAUUACAACAAGCUUGCCAAAAGCAAUGGUGGAUCACACCCGAGGGUGUCACUCCCAAGAAUGACGAUCCUCACGACCCGGCUAAUUUGAUGCUUAACCCUGACUUCGGCUACGUGCUGUUCCUUUUGCUUUCACUCACUGAGCUUCUUGGUUCGUAUAUGGAUGCCAAGCGCGAAUUGAUCCAAUAUGGUGGCUUCAAUGCUGUGGCGUUCAUCAUCGACAACUUAGUGUCUACGGGAGACUCUCUCCAAGUUGAAGUGAGACGCCAGGUGGUGCUGAGCCUCUCUCGUCUCUGUUUGCUUGCCCUUGUUCUGACGCCAGUAUUGGAUUCUGCUAAUGAUCCUCAACCGAAAGAGGAAGACCCUGAGAUGGCGUCGAUCAGAAAACAUGCGGUGGAAACUACCCUCGAAAUCAUUGGUGCCACCGUGUCGUCCAAUGAUAACCCAGGAGGUCGCUACCGUAAGCUCGCUGAUGUCCUUGAGAUGGUGGCGCAAGUGCUUCUGCCGAAAUUCCGUGAGAGUGCCUUUCCCUUGCUCAAUCGGUUGGCCACUCAAUGGGAUCAAUAUUACAUCACUAAAGCGUGGUUGGAUCACGAUAUCGGUACCCAUUUGACUAAGGUGAUCUGCUCGAUAGACUUGAAUUUCCCUGACUGGCCUGGUGUCGUGAAACAUGCUUUGAAGCUGUUGAUCACUCUUUCUAAGCUGAAGCUCGAAUUAGCUCAAUACUUGGAAGUGCCCGCUGGUGAAGGUGAAGCCGAACCUGACCAUGACAACCUGGAAGACAACGGUUCCGAUGAUGAAGACGUUGACAUGGACGACCCUCCCAAUAUGUUCCGCCACUCCACUUUAGGGAUGUAUGAUGACGACGACGAGCUGGAUGAAGACGAUGACAGUGACGAUUUCGGCGGUGAACUGUUACUUUCUGAUGGCGAGGAACCUCCCGAUGACGAUGAGCUGCUGGGUCUUUCUGAUUUGGAAGAUGACGAGGAAAUGAUGGCUGAAGAUCUGGAUAACGAAGACCUUGAAAUCGUCGAGGAAAUUACCCUCAGUGACAACGACUUCGACGGGUUCGAUGGUGAAGUUGAAUAUGAGGAUGCUGAUGAUGAUGUUGAUGACGAUGAAGAUGUUGACAUUGAAGUUGAAGGGGAUGAACCUGGUGAAGAUGGUGAUGUCAUUUCUAUUGAAGACUUCGACGAGCUGGGUACGUUAAGUGAACCCGAUUGGGACGAUUCCGAAGCUCCCUUGCGCCGUCGUAUUGGUGAAACGGGGCUGGACUUCGAUGAUGACGAUGACGACGAUGCCCCUGAUGAGUUGGCUCACUAUGAGCUUCGCCUCCCUCGUUCUGGGUUGAACGAUACUCCCGCCUGGGCCGACAUCUUAGACUCAUUCCUUGGUGAAUCAGGGGUGUUGCGUACUAGUUUGCGGAUCGGUCAAGAGCGUAAUGUUCGUCACCCUCUUGAAAUGGAAAGCAUGCUCCACAUGCUGGGCCCUCGUCGCCCUUCACGGGACGCUGACGAGAACCUUUAUGUCAAGCUGACCAAAGAACGGUGGGUAGACGCGAUGAAGAUACUUUACCCUGACUUCCGUGAUGCCUACGUGUUUGGGGUUAUUCCUGACAUUUUGCUGAACAUCAAGGAACCUCUGGCGGAAAUGAACCAGCGCAAGCUUGAGGAACAGGAGAAGCAGCGCAAGGAACAGGAGGAAGCGGAAUUGGCUCGUCAAGAACAAGAACGUCAACGCCAAGAACAAAUUGCCAGAGAAAGAGCCGAGUUACCCCCAGUGGAACCGGUGAUGGUGCGUAUUGGUGAUCGUGAAGUGGACAUUGCCGGUACUGACAUUGACCCCGAAUUCUUUGAGGCUUUGCCCGACGAUAUGAGGGAAGAAGUACUCACUGAACACAUUCGCGAGCGCCGAGCUCACGCGCUGAGUACAGGUACCGAUACUCGUGAAAUUGACCCCGAUUUCUUAGCGGCGUUACCGGAGCCGAUGCGCCGGGAAUUACUCCAACAGGAGUCGAUGGCUCGUCAAUUCGGGUUCAACGAUGAUGAAGUGGAAGACGAUGAAGAUGAGGAGGAUGAAGCGGGUGAAGUGACUCAACCGGAGGAGACUGCUACUCCUAAGAUGCAAUUCGCUCCGUUAGUGGACAAACAAGGGGUGGUGCUGUUGGUGCGGCUCUUCUUCGCGCCGAUGCUGAAUAACCAGAGAGAUCACGUUCACCAUACGCUAGUAUAUUUGGCUAAUAAUCGUGAUACUCGAGUGGAGUUGAUGAACCAAUUGAUGGGGGUGGUUUAUGAGGCGCUAGUGGUUAACCGACUGGUGAAGAAUAUCUGGCGGGCUAAAGUGGCUCAAGCCGGCGAAGCCGCCAACAAACUCCCGAUUAAUGCACUGGUGCUGACGCUUGUGGUGCAAACGGUCGAGGCCAUCGAGUACCUUGUACAACAAAACCACGCGUUGAGAGUGUAUUUGUUAGGCGAACACGAUAACCCUUACCUUCGCCCUAAGCCACUGAAACGCCCCUUGCAGCCUCAACUUUCAAAGUAUGCUAUCAACCAUUUGCUCAAGUUUUUGGGUACAGAUCUUGUCAAACAGGAGCAAGUGGUGAUGGACAUGAUUACUGGGGUGAUCCAGAUGGCCACCCGUGUCCUUACCAAGCCCCUGGGUAAGCAAUUGAAUCCCCAAAUUCCCACGGCUAACUAUCGUCAAUUGAUUGGAGUGCUUACUGCUUCUGAUUGCCUGAAUUUGACAUUCCGCAAAGCAAUCCUGGCGAUGCAAAACAUGAGACAACUCCCGAAGACUCAACAAGUGUUCUGCACUGAAUUAAGUGCCCAAGCUACUAGCUUAGGUAAAGCCAUAAUUGCUGAACUUGACACUCUCACGGCUGAAGUUAAAGCUCACAAGUGUGGUAGUGCGGGGCUGGUGAUGGCCAAGUUCUCGCUGCCACUGAGCGAUCAAGCGAAAUUGUUGCGUAUUCUCACCGCCUUGGACUACAUGUUCGAUGAUCAACAAGAGAACAAAGAGCUUACUAAGUUGUAUACUGACUUGGCUCUUGGGAAGUUGUGGCGGGCUCUCAGUGACUGCUUGGAAGCAAUGGAGCUCGAGUCAGAAUCACUGAUUCACUCCACCGCCUUGUUACCUUUGAUUGAAGCGCUUAUGGUGGUGUGUAAGCACCUGAAGGUGAGACAAUUGCCAAUGAGGGAGGCGAUCAAGUACGAGGAACUGAAACGGAUUGAUUUCUCCAAGGAACCGAUUGAGCGACUCUUCUUUACCUUUACUGAUAACCAUAAGAAGAUUUUGAAUCAAAUGGUACGCACCAAUCCCAACCUCAUGCUGGGUCCAUUCGGAAUGCUUGUGCGCAACCCUAAGGUGUUGGAGUUUGACAACAAGAAGAAUUACUUUGACCGCAAGUUGCACACGGACGGUGAUGAUGAGACAAAGAUGGCGUUCACCGUGAGACGUGACCAAGUAUUCUUGGACUCGUUCCGUUCACUUUUCUUCAAAUCUCCCUCAGAGUUCAAAACAGCGAGACUCGAAGUUACUUUCAAAGGCGAGCAAGGUGUUGACGCUGGUGGGGUCACUCGUGAAUGGUAUCAGGUGUUGCUGAGGCAAAUGUUCAAUCCUAACUAUGCAUUGUUCACUAGGGUGGCGCUGGAUGCAACUACGUUCCACCCUAACCGCACUUCGGGUGUCAAUCCAGAGCACUUGCAGUUUUUUAAGUUUAUUGGUCGUGUGAUUGGGAAGGCGAUCUUUGACGAUUGCUACCUUGAUUGCCAUUUCAGUCGGGCGGUGUACAAACGGAUUCUAGGACGUGGCCUCAGUCUCAAAGACAUGGAGCUGCUGGACUUGGACUACUAUAAGCUGCUUGUGUGGAUGUUAGAGAACGAUAUCACUGACAUCAUUACUGAAGACUUUUCGGUGGAAGCUGACGACUACGGCGAACACCGUAUUAUUGACUUGGUGGAGAACGGCCGCAAUAUUCCUGUUACCGAGGAAAACAAACAGGAGUAUGUGCGUAAAGUGGUCGAGUACCGUCUUCAAGAGCUGGUUGCUGAACAAAUGGACAACUUCUUGAUGGGGUUCCACGAAAUCAUUCCUAAGGACUUGGUGCUGAUUUUUGACGAACAGGAGCUUGAGCUCUUGAUUUCAGGUUUACCUGAUAUCAAUGUCGACGACUGGCUUGCCAACACCACCUAUAACAACUACCUGGCGUCGCUGAUUCAGAUCCAGUGGUUCUGGCGUGCGGUGAAGCUGUUCGACAACGAGGAAAGGGCGAAGUUGUUGCAGUUUGCUACCGGUACUUCCAAGGUGCCCCUCAAUGGGUUUAAGGAUCUUAACGGCGCGCUGGGCACUUGCAAAUUUAGCAUUCAUCGCGACUACGGGCUGACGGACCGGUUACCGCUGUCCCACACUUGUUUCAACCAGAUCGACUUGCCCGCAUACGAGACGUAUGAAAAGCUCAGGGGCUCGUUAUUGUUGGCUAUGACCGAAGGUUACGAAGGCUUUGGCUUAGCCUAA
This is a messenger RNA of Diutina rugosa, 9375 nucleotides long. It is a transcript of the gene TOM1, whose product is annotated as E3 ubiquitin-protein ligase. Bases 1 to 9375 code for a protein of 3124 amino acids. Gene Ontology annotation, biological process: positive regulation of protein catabolic process; protein polyubiquitination; proteasome-mediated ubiquitin-dependent protein catabolic process. The record is from RefSeq and is a predicted model, not a curated record. The transcript has a single exon. Gene Ontology annotation, molecular function: ubiquitin-protein transferase activity. NCBI's taxonomy places the organism in Eukaryota, Fungi, Ascomycota, Pichiomycetes, Serinales, Debaryomycetaceae.